GGUCCUCUGGACUGAGCUUCGGCUUGAGGCAUCCCUGGGAAUGGCCGCGUUCCGUUCCUGCCCGCGGCUGUCCGGAAAGCUUUGGAAUCGCGGGCCGGGGCGAGCGGCAGCGCGGGCUGCGGGCGGCGGCGGGCGCAGUCCCAGCGCGCACCGCUGGGUGGUGCCCUCGGCCAAGGCGGCGCCGAGCGGCUGCGGCAGCGGAGGCGGCCGAGCCCGGAGCAGCGCAGAACAGCUGAGAUUAGAGCAGCCCAGCGCAGCUGAGAUUAGAGCAGCGCAGAGCAGGCGGGUUUGACCGAAAACAGCCCAGCGCAGCGUAGCUCAACGAAACAGCCCAGCGCAGAGUAGCUCAGCAGGGCGGAGGUGACAGCGGCAGCAGCUGCGAGCGCUGCCCUCUGUCACCCGCUGCCGGGACACCCCGGCUGCCUGACGAGCCGCCGGAGGAAUUACUGACACCGACCGAAGGCGCCCGCCCCCCACUCGGCCGCUUUCCGCGGGGAAUCGCCCGGAACAGCCGCCACACCGACACCGACACCGGCCGCCGCCGCCGCCGCGCCAUGGCGAUCGCAAGGCAAGUGCUCUGUGUCUGUGCUUUGCUGUCGCUGCCGCACGCUCGCGCCGAGCCCAUCCACUACUCCGUGGCCGAGGAGGCGGAGAGCGGCUCCCUUGUAGGCAAGCUGGCGGAGGACGCGGGGCUGACGCCGGCGCAGCUCUCGGCUCGCCGCGCCCGCCUGGUGUGGGAGGACGGGCGGCAGCAUUUUCGCUUAGAGCGCGCCUCCGGCCGCCUCGUCGUGGCGGCCAGGCUGGACCGGGAGGAGCUGUGCGCCCAGGCCGCCCCCUGCAUGCUCCCCUUCGAGCUGCUGCUCUCCAACCCCCUGCAGUUCUUUCGGGUCGAGGUAGCCCUGGAGGACAUCAAUGACCACUCACCCGUGUUCCCCGAGGAACGAGUCAGUUUUGACAUCCUGGAAACGAGCGAGCCAGGCACUCGUUUCCCUCUGGAGGUGGCUCGGGACCUCGAUAUUGGCAGUAACACAGUCCAGGCAUACAGUAUAGCUCCACAGAACGAGUAUUUUAGGGUGUCCUAUGAGUCACGGAUUACAGGCAAGAAGUAUCUGGAACUGGUCUUGGAAAAGCCACUAGACAGAGAGGAGCAGGCAGAGAUGGAUUUCACUAUUAUUGCUGAAGAUGGAGGUUCUCCUCCAAGGACUGGGACUGCUCAAGUGAAAAUUGUCAUUUUAGAUGUAAAUGACAAUGCUCCCACCUUCACACAGGAGGAAUACAUAGGGCGGGUUUUGGAGAACAUGCCAGAAGGUUCUGUGGUUCUGACUGUGCUGGCAACUGAUCCGGAUGCAGGAGUUAAUGGCGACAUUUCCUAUCAACUCAGCCAAGCAGGGGGACAGAGUGAUUCAGCAUUUGUGAUUGAUCCCAGAACUGGUGAAAUUAAACUCACAAAACCUCUGGACUUUGAAGCAGCACAGACUCAUGAGCUCAGUGUGAGGGCAAAAGAUGGAGGCGGCCUUUCAGCAAUCUGCAAAGUGUUGGUGGAGGUGGUGGAUGUGAAUGACAAUGCCCCAGAGCUGGUGGUCAACUCCUUCAGCAGUCCCCUCCCCGAGAACACAGCGCCGGGCACAGUGGUGGCCCUGUUUUCCGUCAGGGACCGGGAUUCUGGUGCCAACAGCAAGAUCUCCUGUGCCCUGGAGGAUCAGCUCUUCUUCUCCCUGCGGCCGGCCUAUAAGAAUUACUAUGAGCUGGUGACAGUGAGCGCGCUGGACCGCGAGGAGACGGCUCAGCACGUGCUGAGGGUCACAGCAGCAGAUGCGGGCUCGCCUGCUCUCACAAGCACGCACACCUUCAGCGUGGACAUCUCGGAUGUCAACGACAACGCGCCCGUCUUCAACCAGACCUCGUACACCAUGUAUGUGCGUGAGAACAAUGUCCCCACAGCGUUUGUGGGAGCCGUCAGCGCCGCCGAUGCAGACGAGGGGCUCAAUGCCAAGGUGACCUAUUCCCUGGCGCCAGCGCAAGCGGCAGAGCGGCCCUGGUGCUCCUGCAUCUCGGUGGACUCGGAGAAGGGACACGUGUUUGUGCUGCGGCCCCUGGACUACGAGCGCUUGAGGCAGGCCGAGGUGACGGUCAGUGCCUCUGACGCGGGCUCUCCUCCCCUCAGAGCCAACGUCACCGUCCGCCUGCUGGUGCUGGACCAGAAUGACAAUGCGCCGCUCGUGCUGUACCCAGGCCAGGACGGCAGCCCGGCGCCCGCCGAGCUGGUGCCCGUGUCGGCCGAGGUGGGCUACCUCAUCACCAAAGUGGUGGCCGUCGAUGCCGACUCGGGACAGAACUCGUGGCUCUCCUACCACCUGCUGAGGGCCACCGAGCCCGGGCUCUUCAGCGUGGCUGUGCAAAGCGGGGAGGUGCGUCUCAGGAGGCCCGUGACAGACAGAGACAGCGUGAAGCAGAAGCUCGUUGUCCUGGUCAGAGACAACGGCCAGCCCCCGCUCUCAGCCACCGCAGCUCUCAGCGCCCUCCUGCUCAAGGACUUCUCUGACGUGCGCCUCCCGCACAGCAGCGCCGCUACAGAGGACCAGGACGGCUCCCUCACCACCUAUUUAAUCAUUUCCUUGGUCUUUGUCUCGCUCCUCUUCCUCGUCUCCACCACACUCUUUGUGGCUCGCAAGGUGUGCAAGAGAAAGGAGCUGGAGGCUGGCCCUGUGCUUUAUGGUGCCGACAACUUGCAGAGCGGCCUGGCCGAUGCAGCCGCUGCAGGGAGCCUGCCCCGCGCCUAUUGCUACGAGAUCAGCCUCACCACGGGCUCGGGCAACAGCGAGUUCAGAUUCCUCAAGCCCAUCGUCCGCAGCCUGCCCCCACAGCACUGUGCCACAGGCCAGGGCCCUGAUGAGGAGCAGGAUUUCCCCUGUGUCCCUGUCAGCACCGAGGACAUGGCCCCAGACAAUCGUGGCACUCUCUCUGCAGGACAGUUCAAUGCUCUUUCCUUCAACUAGUUGGGGUGUGCACAGACAGAGGCUUCAUGGCUCCUGGUAGAAAGGGAUCUCAGCUGUAACCUCUGACAAUGGUUCCUCCAGAGAAAACCUGUUUUUCCUAUUUGGAUAACCAAUAUCCCUCUCAGUGUAAGUCAGAAUAAAAGUUUUCAGCUUCUCCAAAGACAGAAACAAAUAAAAGACAAUCAGUCUCUCACUCCAGCAGUAAUACAGUUGAGCUCUGUUAUUGUUAUUUCUGAUUUGCUUCAAGAAGAGAAAUAGUGCUCCAGCUAUGCUCCUUGUCAGAGUCCAGGACCUCCCUCUGGCAGCCUUGGAGGCUUUGGAGACCAGACAGGGGGUCUGGGAUCUGUAGAAGGGCUUGAGCCAGCCUCACAUAGAGCCCAGGAGGACACUGCAUCUGAUCCCUUUGCAUGGGAGUGAAUGCCCAUAUUGUAUGAAGAAUAACAAGCCAAAAUAAUUCAAAAUAAGUAGGAGCUAGUUUAUCACAGAGUGUAAGUGUACAGUCUAGGAUUUUUGGUAUAUGGGCCUGAAGAGGAAAAAUGGAGGAAUUGGAGAAUGGUCCUGUCCUCCUUGUUCUUGUUCUUUUCCCCCAUUUUCUGCUGAGUUGUAUCACAAGGUUUGGUUUACAGUAGAAAUGACAUGUUAGCAUAGGUAGUAAGUAUGGGUAAGGUUUUGUAAAUAAAAAGUACAUUGUGGACGGCGGUUGGACCAGGGAAAUGGUACAAAGGGUCGGGGACCCUCUGAUCUGCCCCAGCCCACUGCAUGUCCUGCUGUGCUGGGGAAGCGUUGCAGAGCUGAGAAAGAACUGAGAGAUAAUGAAGAAUAAACAACCUUGGAAACACGGACUGGCGGAUUCAGCUUGUCUUCUCUGACUCUGGAUUGGAACCUUUUGGGCAAGAAAAGCUCAAAAACCUUAUUAACUAAGGGAACAGCAACUCCGAGGAGAAUCUCAGGGAACAGCAACUCUGAGACCUCCUGUCUCUCUUGCUGUCAGACCUGACCAUGAACCUCUUAUUAUUUGCUUUAACAUAGUGGCACAAUUGAGUAGACAAAUCUCACACAUGAUAAAAUUGCUCAAAGCCCUUUUUGCAGCUCAGAAAAUUAAGCUAGUUCUGAAUACUGUCUCACGAUGUUCUGUUAGCAUAGGGUUCUUCUUUCUGGGGUUUUGGAUGUCUCUGUCUGGGAUGUGUGGGCUCUGUGGGUUACAAUCUCUCCUCAGUAUGUCUGACUGUAUGGCCAUUGUGCAUCUGCAGAUGCUUCACUACUGCAGCACAGUGAAACAGGGAGCUGAUCCCAUCCAGGCAUUGCAAUGCUGGCAAUUCCAGCUCUGCAGGGUAAAUGGCUAUUUUGAUCCUAUGAGUAUAGAAGUGACGUCUCCUUCAAGGCACAGAGGAGUAGGAAAAUUCACAACAAAGUCUUCCCUUGGUCUAUGUGUGGUUUUUCAAUCCCCCUCUGAUUAUCAUAGAAAUAAAGCAGCAGCAGAUGUGUUACGGUAGGCUUUAACAGUAGAGGGCCAUGAAAACUUAUUCCCUGUCUUUGUGUGCAUGACAAAGCCUCAUGGCCAUACAAGACAAUUUUCUGAAGUUAGAAUCAAGAAGAAAAGAGGACUUUGAGAUUUGUUUCCUCAUUCUUGUUUCUGAAUUCAGUGGCUUCUUGUUGGGAGGAGCAAGCAGUCCCUACAGGAUUUUCUGCAUUUGUGUUAGAGCAUUUCCAUUCCCAUUUCUGCCCUUUCUCCUUCUACCCUGUGAACUGUACUGGGCAUUAUUUUGCCUGUUCCUCUAGAGAAGGACUGUCACCCCAUCUUGUAUGAAUGAUUUCUGUGAUGCACUGAAUAUUCCGAAAGCAUCCCGCACAAAGUUGUGCUGAAGUUCUAAAGUGUAAUAUUGUGAUUUGGAAUGCUUCUGAGUUUGAAAACUCAAAAAAACCCAUGUAGAAUUGGAAUAAAGAGAACACUCAGACUC
Molecule: messenger RNA, 4954 nt
Organism: Prinia subflava (tawny-flanked prinia)
Lineage: Eukaryota; Metazoa; Chordata; Aves; Passeriformes; Cisticolidae
Product: protocadherin beta-4-like
Exons: 1
Coding region: 555-2996 (813 amino acids)
Biological process (GO): homophilic cell-cell adhesion
Cellular component (GO): plasma membrane
Molecular function (GO): calcium ion binding
Source: RefSeq, a predicted model, not a curated record